GCCUCACUAUACUGUAUGUCACAGGCUGUAUAAAUAUGGGAUCUCCCCCCCUGUGGAUCACACACUUGAACAAUUGCGCCCGCGCAAGAAUCUGAUGGGUCAUUUGAAUACAGCGAUCCUCUCUGGGUAGAUGAGGUACAGUAUAGUAGGUAGUUGUAUAGUGAAGAGUCUUUGCGUGAGCGCGUGUGUUUUUGUGUGAAUGUGCACUCCUAGAAUAGAAAGCCAAAGGAAGAAGAAGAAGAAGAGACAAGCAGGAUCGGUUUGCGCCUUGUUGAAAUCCAGGGUGAAGCAAAUAGGUAGUGUGUAACAGAUCAGCUCUUCGCGCACCCUUUGUGGAUUUAAUGGAUCAACGGAUGUGAUGCCAAUAUAUAUCAUCGACCGAAAAUUUCCCGACACAUCUGGUGAGUUGAUACAGCCGGCAGCUAAAGGAGGAGACCUGAGAAUGACAGAGACAAACCCCCCCAAGCUGGCUAAGAAGCCUCGCUGGACCUCCCUUGAGGUCGGCCUCAUUACUAUUGUCUCCUUGCUCUUCAUCGUCAUCGUCGCCCUCAUUAUCCUUUUUGCAGCACAGAAGACUGAAGAAAUCUGCACCACAGCUGACUGCACGCAGUCAGCGUCUCGCCUAAUUGAGAACAUGGAUGCUAACGUGAACCCUUGUGACAACUUCUAUGAGUAUGCCUGUGGAGGCUGGCUGAAAAAGAACAUCAUCCCUGAGACCAGCUCUAGAUACAGUACCUUUGACAUCCUACGAGACGAACUGGAGGUCAUUCUCAAAGGUGUCCUUGAAAAAACUGUGGAGGGGGAAGCCACUGCUCUCACCAAAGCUAAGACCCUUUACAAGUCCUGUACCAAUGAGAGUUUAAUUGAGCUGAGAGGAGGGGCUCCUUUGCUCGACAUGCUGUCUGAUGUGUUUGAUUGGCCCAUGGCUGUGGAUAACUGGGAGACCAACUAUGGUGAAACGUGGAGGUUGGAGAAUGUAAUCGCCAAGCUGAAUGAGAAAUAUGGAACACAACUCUUGGUUAACUUUUUUGUUGGCACCAAUGACAGGGAUUCAAACGCUCACAUCAUUCAUUUUGACCAGCAGACAAACCUUGGACUCUUGUCCAGAGAUUACUAUGCUUGCACUGGACCGUACGCAGAGGCAUGUCGGGCCUACGAGCAGUUCAUGUUUGACCUGGCUAAGCUAAUUCGCACUGACAGGAAACUGGUCAUCAAUGAGACCAGCAUCAGGCAGCAGGUGGCACGAGUCAUGGACCUGGAGAAGGACAUCGCCAAUGCUACUGAUACUCCAGAGGACCGUAACAACCCUGUGUUGCUUUACAACAAGAUGGAACUGGGUGAUAUGAACACCAACUUUACCCUUGAGGUUGAAUCCCAGGUAUUUGACUGGAGUUACUUCACAGCGAAGAUAAUGGAUACAGUCAAUAUCAGUGUUCCUGACACAGAGAAAGUCAUCAACUACUCCCCCAACUAUUACAGAAGACUCAGCGUUAUCUUGGCCAAAUACAACAAGAGGGAUCUGCAGAACUACAUGGUGUGGCGUUUUGCUAUGAACAUGGUGGUGGGCCUGAGCAGAUCUUACAGGGACACCAGGAAAGCCUUCCGCAAGGCUCUGUCUGGUACAACGUCAGAGGCAGCAGUGUGGCGACAGUGUGCACUUUACGUCAACAACAACAUGGACAAUGCUGUGGGAAGACUGUAUGUGCAGGAGGCCUUCUCUGAAAAGAGCAAAGAACUGAUGGAGGAGAUGAUUAAAGACAUUCGGGAAGUGUUCAUUAGUAACCUCUAUGACCUGACAUGGAUGGAUGAGGAGACCAAGAAAGCAGCUGAGGAAAAGGCCCGUGCUAUUCGGGGACGGAUUGGCUAUUCUGACGACAUCAGGGAUGACGGAUAUCUUAACAAUGAAUACAAAGAUCUGAGCUACACUGCAGAGGAGUACUUUGAAAACAUCCUGCAGAACCUGGAGUAUGUGCAGAAGAAACGCCUGCGGAAACUCAGAGUCAAAGUCAACAAAGAUGAGUGGGUAACUGGAGCUGCUGUUGUCAACGCCUUCUACUCAUCCAGCAAAAACCAAAUAGUUUUCCCUGCAGGAAUCCUCCAGCCACCUUUCUUUAGCAAAGGCCAGGCUAAAUCUCUCAACUAUGGUGGCAUCGGCAUGGUCAUUGGUCACGAGAUCACUCAUGGCUUUGAUGACAAUGGCCGUAAUUAUGAUAAGGAUGGUGACCUGAAGGACUGGUGGACACCUGACUCCACUCAGAAGUUCCUAGACCUGUCGAAGUGCAUUGUCAAUCAGUAUGGCAACUUCUCCUGGGACCUGGCCAAUGGACUUCAUUUAAAUGGUAACAACACCCUCGGGGAGAACAUCGCUGACAAUGGAGGGAUACGGCAGGCAUAUCAGGCCUAUAAGAACUACGUGAAGGAGCAUGGAGAGGAGCCAUCACUGCCUGGCAUUGACCUUUCCCACGAUCAACUCUUCUUCUUAAACUUUGCUCAGGUGUGGUGUGGAACGCACCGACCGGAACAAGCUGUUACUUCCAUUAAAGUAAAUGUACACAGUCCAGGGAUAUUCAGGGUACUGGGCUCCCUUCAGAAUUUCCCCGAAUUUGCCAAAGCAUUCAAAUGCAACAAGAACAGCUACAUGGUCCCGGACAACAUAUGCCGUGUGUGGUGAUCCCUUAACGUCUAGGAUGGGGACUCUUCUGACGUGGGUAGAUCCUAUCCCGCUGCAGUACCUCUCCUCUCUGACUGUGGGACUUGUGGGGGGCUACAGGGAAGUGAAAGCUCCCCUUAGCUCUUUAAUGGAUGGACCAGGGCGGGUGGACUGACACUGCAGUAUGCACUUCCUCUGAGGAAAGCAGUGGACUGUACCUUCACGGGCAGAUGGAGCACUGUCUCUCCGACUCUGAUACUGUAGUUCAUUCAAUCAGCCUGAUUAUUCUGCUACUCACUGGAUACAAUCACUCAUUGUGUUUUUUGUUUGUUUUUUCUCUCUGGAUUUUCAUCUUCUUUUACUCAUUGUUUUGAGUGUGCCAAAGUGUUUGUGUGUGUGUUUCAGUCAAAAUACUGUACAAGUAGUUGUAAAGAGAGGGGUAGGCUGACAAAAGUGCUCAUAUCCACUAGCAUAUGAAUACAUCAGCCACCCACUCGCACAUGCACGUAACAGGGCUGAACCUCUGUGCUCCUUGUGGGACUGAGCUGUAUGCCUCUCUUGAAACCUCAGCUGGUUUCAGCCUUCAUCUACACACUGAUACAGUAUACAAUGUAUUUGUUAGGUACUCUUUGUUUAUAAGAACAACUAGAUUAGGUAAAUUAUUAAAUCAGAGUUUAUUUUGCUGAAUAGACCAAUACCUAUGUCAUUGUAAUCCUUAUACACAACACUGUUCUAUAUUUGAGGAUAAUGACUUAACUGUGGUUGACAGAUGGCUGCUUUUCAUUAGCAGUAUGUCAAAUAAACCAAAAUUACAUGUUUGCCUUUAAGAUGACAGCUGCUCAUGAAUCAUUAGGUAGACAAAUGACAGUCAGCAGACCCUUUUAUACACUCACUGAUCCUCCUGUGUGUUUCUGUGUGGAUUACUGUCUGAGUUUUUUUUUAAGUCAUGAUUACUGUUUGUCAAGCAAAUUGGUGUGUCUGACGUGAUCUGUUUUGCUGCUCUGUUUCAGCGUCUGUAUGUGUAUUUGCAGAAAAACUAAAUAUUAGAACAUUUUACCACAAAUAUACUUUUCUUGCUGAUUGCAAAGUCACUUACUAUUGUUGUGUGACAUUGCUACAGACAGGAGCUGAUUAACUUAGCGGAGCAUAACAACCGCAAACUGCCAGCCUGACCCGCAAUAUCAUUUAAGCUCAUUAAUAACCAUGUUAGUAUUAUUAGUACAAGUAGCAAGUGUGGAAAACAAUAAAUUGUGGUUUUGUAUGGCA
Molecule: messenger RNA, 3916 nt
Organism: Gymnodraco acuticeps
Lineage: Eukaryota; Metazoa; Chordata; Actinopteri; Perciformes; Bathydraconidae
Product: neprilysin-like
Exons: 23
Coding region: 359-2671 (770 amino acids)
Biological process (GO): protein processing; amyloid-beta clearance
Cellular component (GO): plasma membrane
Molecular function (GO): metalloendopeptidase activity
Source: RefSeq, a predicted model, not a curated record